Symbiodinium pilosum is the source of this 630-nucleotide messenger RNA. NCBI's taxonomy places the organism in Eukaryota, Dinophyceae, Suessiales, Symbiodiniaceae. The record is from the annotation of a GenBank genome assembly.
AUGCGGAUACCCACCGCUGCAGACAACUUAGUGGCGCAUUCUUUGCUCGUCUGUUAUGUCCCGGUGGUGCGCCAGCUAAAACUUAUUCGGCGGUUCCAAAAGCUGCAGCUUCUUCUGCAUGUGUUGUCUACCACGCUGGACGCUCUCAAGCUUCUUCUCUUCCUCGUUUGCUUGAUUGUGCUGUUCUUUGGUACGAUGCUCUACAUGCUCGAGCCUGCGGAUACAACCACGCUGCCAACAUACAUCUACUGGUGCACGGUGACCGUAACCACCGUGGGAACAUGCGACAUGGCUCCUGUGACAUGGCCCGGGAAGGUGAUGGCUGGAAUCUUGUGUCUCAUCAGUGUGCUUUUUAUGGCGAUGCCUCUUUCUGUCCUGGGCAACGCAAUGUCAAAGACGUGGGAUGACAGGCACCGAAUCCUGCUGAUGACGCAGACCCGUCGACGCUUAAAGCACUUGGGCUACUCUGCAGACGACAUGCCCAAGCUUUUCAAGAAGUUUGACAGAGAUGGCAACGGCGAACUAGAGAUGGAGGAGUUUUGCGACGCUUGUUCUGCAUUACUUGGGAACAAUAGGACCGUUUUGCAGCAACGCUUGAAGUGUUCACCGCAAGAAGCACAAUUAUCAUAA